Molecule: messenger RNA, 5968 nt
Organism: Pundamilia nyererei
Lineage: Eukaryota; Metazoa; Chordata; Actinopteri; Cichliformes; Cichlidae
Product: metal transporter CNNM4-like
Exons: 7
Coding region: 70-2454 (794 amino acids)
Biological process (GO): magnesium ion transport; magnesium ion homeostasis
Cellular component (GO): plasma membrane
Molecular function (GO): sodium ion transmembrane transporter activity; magnesium ion transmembrane transporter activity
Source: RefSeq, a predicted model, not a curated record
AUUUGGAGGCGGGCUUGUGGAAACGAGUAGGUGACGUCAGUUCGCCUGUUGGCAGAGAGCGAAACAAACAUGGCGAUAGAUUCAAGUGGCUGGGGGUUUACGUUAACUUUAUUCGUGUUUUCAUACGUUUUUGCGACGAGGCUGGUUGAAGCUUCGGUUUCAGACUCGAGGGAAACCACGCGGAUACUCGGCAUGAGGCUAGAGAAGAGCGACAAGCCAGCCGAGACCACCGAAAGGGGAGAUAUUCAGGUGACCGAGGGGAGCGACAUCUCCUUAAGGGUCUACGGGCUCCACUUGUUCCCCAACAGCUCGGAUAUCAUCGGGUUCGGUAAACUGUUCGUCAGUAAUAAAGAAGAUGAUGAUUUCUCAGAUAAAUGGUUAAACAGGACUUGUCCCAAAGAUCAGAAUGAUAUUGAUAUUAGGGGACCCAUGAAGGUAAACGACGAAAACACCUCAGGGACAGUCUCCCUCAGCAUCAAGCAGCUCCGUAAGAAUGAGAUGGUGAAAGUGUUCGGCUUGUGCGUCCUGGACGCCCGGGAUCAGAAGUGGUACCUGAUGGACGAAGAAGACGGCAGGCUGCGCGUGGUGGAAGCGAAGAAGUCCCUCCUGCCCAUCUGGCUGCAGAUUAUCCUCAUCUGCUUCCUGCUGGUGCUGUCCGGUAUGUUCAGCGGGCUCAACCUGGGACUGAUGGCGCUGGAUCCGAUGGAAUUGCGCAUCGUGCAGAACUGCGGCACAGAGAAGGAGAAGAAGUACGCGCGGAAGAUCGAGCCCAUUCGUAGGAAGGGCAACUACCUGUUGUGCUCACUGCUGCUCGGUAAUGUCCUGGUCAACACUACGCUCACCAUCCUCCUGGACGACCUCACCAAGUCCGGGGUCGGAGCAGUCGUCGCCUCCACUGUCGGCAUCGUAAUAUUUGGCGAGAUUGUCCCCCAGGCUCUGUGCUCCCGACACGGAUUAGCAGUCGGGGCGAACACCAUCGUCCUCACCAAGCUGUUCAUGCUGUUGACUUUCCCUGUGUCCUGGCCCAUUAGCAAACUCCUCGACUGCGUGCUGGGCCAGGAGAUCGGCACCGUGUACAACAGAGAGAAGCUAGUGGAGAUGUUAAAAGUCACCGAGCCCUACAAUGACCUGGUGAAAGAGGAGCUGAACAUGAUCCAAGGAGCGCUUGAGCUCCGGACUAAAACAGUGGAGGAUGUCAUGACGCCAAUCAACAACUGCUUCAUGAUCCACAGCGACGCCGUGUUGGACUUCAACACCAUGUCCGAGAUCAUGGAGAGCGGCUACACCAGGAUACCCGUGUACGAAGACGAGCGCUCCAACAUCGUGGACAUCCUCUUCGUCAAGGAUCUGGCCUUCGUGGACCCAGACGACUGCACCACCUUGAAGACCAUCACCAAAUUCUACAACCAUCCGGUCCACUUCGUCUUCCACGACACCAAGCUGGACGCCAUGCUGGAGGAGUUCAAAAAAGGAAAAUCCCACCUGGCCAUUGUCCAGAAGGUGAACAACGAGGGGGAAGGAGAUCCUUUCUACGAAGUGUUGGGGUUGGUCACCCUGGAAGACGUCAUAGAGGAGAUUAUCAAAUCAGAAAUUCUGGAUGAAUCCGACCUUUACACUGAUAAUCGCACGAGGAAAAAGGUGGCACCCAACAAAAACAAGAGAGACUUCUCUGCCUUUAAACAUGAAAGUGAAUCUAAGGUGAAGAUCUCUCCUCAGCUGCUGCUGGCUGCCCAUCGUUUCCUGGCUACAGAGGUGAGCUUGUUCAACCCAUCUCAGAUUUCAGACAAGGUGCUGCUGCGAAUCCUGCGUCACCCCGAUGUGAUCCAGGAGAUCAAGUUCAAUGAGAACGAUAAGCGGUCGUCCCAUCACUACAUCUACCAAAGGGGCAAGCCGGUCGACUACUUCAUUCUCAUCCUGCAGGGUCGAGUGGAGGUGGAGGCUGGAAAUGAGAACAUGAAGUUUGAGACCGGACCUUUCUCAUACUAUGGUAUCAUGGCACUCAGUGCUCCCACACUGGAGUUUCGUUCACCAUCCCAUAUCAGCGGCUUGAACCGAACAGCCUCGAUGAGCGGAGCCGACCGGAUGGAGUCACUUUCGGUCAGCGGCAGCAACAGUCAGCUCAACAACAGCAUCCCCAUGCAGCAGUACAUACCAGACUUCUACGUCCGAGCCCUCACUGACCUACAGUUUGCCAAGAUCACACGAGCUCAGUACCAGAACGGCCUGAUGGCAUCUCGCCUGGACAGCACGCCGCAGUCCCCCGAGAGCAGCCACAACACUAUUCGUAUGGAUCAGACGCCUCCCACCACCAUCGGUAACACCACCAUUACGGACCUGGGAGCAGACUCCACCCCUACGGAGAACGGCCCGGACGAGACGACGCUUCUCCUCCUCAAUGAGCAGAACUCGCCACACACAGGCAACCACCACAGCCAGGUGGAGAACAGAAUCUGACAGCCUCCACUGGUACCAGCCCUCCAUACUCCUACAUUGGCCCACGUGCACUACUAUGCCCGGUUGUAUGCCGAGGAGGGGAGGAUUGUGUGUGAGUGUGCGUGUUUGUGUGAGUGGGAAUGCAGGCACAAGCUGAUGAGGCCCAAAGAGUCAAGCCACGUUCAUACUGUGUAAAUACGCAAAGAUUAAACACACACACACACAAUUGCGCACACACACAGAGCAAACACACACAUACCAAAGUCUCCACACCUCUACCGAUCGAUGGAACUAGUAUCGCGUCAGUGUUUGCACAUGCCUCUUGAUCUGAAGGACCUGUUUGUCUGGACCAGAAAGCUCCUCCAUUUCUCGUUCAGAGGUGUUACCGAUUAUUUAAGUGUGUGUGGUGUAGUGUGUGUGAGAAAGAGUGUGCGUUGCUUCUAAAUCACUGUCCCUAAUCAGAGACUCAGGGAGACUCCGCCCUCCUCCUCAUUUCCGGAUGUACGUAAAAGCAAGUGUGGUCGAAAGCCCCAAACCAGCCCAUCGCCGCAUGUGUAGCAACCUGCAUCCCCCUCCUCCAUACAGCUAGAGGACAAAGACAACCCGAGCAUGUCUGCGGAGUUCACACAAAGUAAUACGUGUACCAUAGAAAUUUAUAGUGAGAUAUUUAUUGGGGGGAUAUUGUGGUUAAAUGAGGAUGGGGAUGGGGUGGAUUUCUAUCUAUAGAGAUAUAUUUUCUCUUCCUUGUUUCCUGCAUAGAAACAGCUGGUAGCCCAGAGCCUUUAUCCCAGAGUUGUUAAGAGAUUUGCCGCUGAUAGACCACCAGUCUGUAUUGUGAACAAGACAAUCAACAUGAAUAUUUUGAAUGUGUUAAAUUAAAUAUGUAGGGUACGUUAACUGUGGCUGCCCUGCUCUCCAAAUGCCAUAUCUGUGUCACCUUUAAUUCUGUUCCUCUGAGGACAGACGUGGAGUUUCUAGAUGGGUUGCAGAGACGAAGGCGUUCGAGAGCAAAGAAUCCUUUUCCUACUUUUUUUGGGGUUUUUUUGUUUUGUUUUGUUUCUAAAGACGAUGGGUAGUCUGUGUCUGUGCGUGAGUUUGCGUGUACGAGACCAAAGCUGGCCAUCAUCUGACUUGUUGGGAGCAGAAACCAAAAGUGAGAAGCUUGAUCACCUCCUGACUGGAAAAUACUUUAAGAAAUCUGAGAGUUUAUUUAUUGAGUUUAAUGUCUGUGUAUGCGUGUAUAUAUUUUUGUUGAUUUGAAGGGGAGAAAAUGCAAUUUUAUUUCACCGUUUUGGGAGAUUUUACAUGUUAAAAUGUUUCUUUCCAUUCAGUGAUUAUGUUCGGGUUUGCUUUUUGUUUUUAAUGUAGGAAAAGGGGGUCACUCUAACAUAGUUUUUGUAUUUGUGUCUCCAAAUGCAACAUUAGCCACAUUCUGUCCGGUUUUUUUGUUUGUUUGUUUGUUUUUUGAUUAUAUUUUACCAGUUAUAUUUUACUGUACGCUCAGACAACGUCUUAAAGAAGAAUCUGAAAAUCUGUUUUCUGGUGGAUUUUUCUUUCCCUGAACUCUAACAGGAGCACAACCGUGUUUCGUGGGUAUUUCUUUAUUUUGUGAUACUCUGCUGCUUUUAAGACACCCGUUGUAGAAUUUUAUUUACACACUAACAACUACAUGUAACAGAUGUUCACUUUUUGGUACUUUUUAUUAGGCUAUACUUAAAAGAUGGUCAUAGCCUUUAGGUUUGAAACACAAGCCCAAUGUGGAAGUGCCUUAAUCCUGUGUUCUUUCUAAUGGCCAGCAGGGGUGACUUCUCUGGUUGCAAAGAAAAUGUAAUUAUAUAAAAGUUUAUGAGGAAAUAAAUCUACUUUAAGACCACAGCAAAAAGGUUCCUUUUGAGUUUGCAGUCUGAAUUGCAAGUUUUUUAUUUAGUAUAAUUUGAUGUUUGUUUAGUAAAACAAGGUCCCAAUUAGAGUAAAAUUGUGAAUGCAUUAGCUCAUGGCUGUCUUUUGAUAAACAGGUUGGCAGUCCUUGGGCUCGCAGUUCCUCCAGUUGUCAACAGUAAAAAUAAAUGCACAACUUCAUUGAAGAUGAUAUAAAGUUUAUGGUUGCACCGCCUUUACUUUUUCUGUCAUCUUUGAGUAGCAAACAAGUUUCCAGCUUUGCUCUAAAAGAUGUGACCAAGUCUUCUGGGAUAUGCAGGACACCAGGAGUAUGAUACGAAGCAAGCGAAAGGAAAGAUGAUCACAAGCUGGUGUUAAAAAAAUAGAUUUUUCUUUUAUUGUUGUGGUUUUUGAGAUCGGGAGCAUUAACAUAACACCCAGCAGCAAAAAUGAUUUUGAAAUUUGAAGAAAUUAGUAUUACUACAUCUACUACUACUUGUUUUCUGGAUGGGGAAAUCUGAAACCAAAAGCAUUUCCGUUAUUGUGGAUUUUCCUAUCUUGUUGAAGUGAGAUGUCAAUGAAAGUGAGUUUCAGCAGUGGUGGGAAAGGCCAGAGAGGUCAGUAAAUUUCCAAAACUUCAGCAAGUGCAACACAUGAUUAGAAUUUUAGUGUUUUUAGAAAAUAAACAUUUUUGACGUAGGUACAUGUAGUUGACUUAAUGUUGUUUCACAAAUUAUUAUUAUUUUAUUUCUUUCACCAAAUACAAAAGUGAUCCUCUAACAUUUCAAUGUUAGAUGAUGCAUUUUAUGUCUCAGUUGGCAAACCUACAACUUUUUGCACCAAACCAGGUGCUUUGUGAGUGUGACUUGUAUAUUUGAAUCAUUUAUUUGGCAGGUUUAAUUGCAUGUUACUGCCUACCAAAGACUAAAGUACAGCACUGAUGCUGCUUAUAAAGAGGCUGUGGCUGUUGGCUGGCAUCUUCUGUGCAAAUAUUGCAGCUAAACAGUUUUGGGGAAAUGCAUUUCAAGCAGGCUGUGAAUGUAUUUGAGCACAUGGAAAUAUAUUUAGAAGGAAAAAAAGUGCUGCUUGAAUGAGAUUUUUCAUCUUUUUUUCACACUUAAAAUGCCACUAGAUAACGCUAAUGGGAAAGAUUGUCAAUAAAUGGUAACCGAAGUCAUCUAUUUAAUUAUUCAUAAAUCAAUCAACUAUCCAGGUUAGUUGACACCAAUUUGAAUCAAAUAUUGAAAGAAAACCAGCAGCCUCUCCAACGCUUUAAUGACAAGCCCCAGUGAGUAAACACUAGUUCUGCUUUUGAAUCUGCAUUAGCUUCAUGUGCUCAUGUUUUACUCCGUUUCCAAGAAAUGUUUGUAUUUCUUGUCUUUUAGGCAACAAGUAAGAAUUUUGCAAGUGACAAAGAUUCAAAGAGUCCAUGGUUUUUGUGGUCUAAAAACAGAAGCAGCACACAACACACAGUUGUGUCACAAUGCUGCUGGUAACCCAAAUUUCAUAAUCAUAUUAUCACUGACUUCAUCAAGUGACUGCAAUAAUUUCACUCCCCGUCCACACAGAAGCUAAAGCACUUUCUCACUGCUGUGUUGGCUUCACUACUUUUUAAUGACUGUACUUUUUUGUGUGUUCAUUCCUGUUUUUCUUUUUC